Messenger RNA from Callorhinus ursinus (northern fur seal), 1980 nucleotides. The record is from RefSeq and is a predicted model, not a curated record. NCBI's taxonomy places the organism in Eukaryota, Metazoa, Chordata, Mammalia, Carnivora, Otariidae.
UUGAGGCCAAAUUUGAAAGUUCAGCUUGUGUGAACUGUAGGACCACGUCCAGGUACUGGGACUUUCUUGGUGGCCUUGUUAGCUCUCAGCUGCUGAGAACAGCCUUGUGUAGAGGAAAUUGUGGCCAGACAAACAGCGAGGCAGUUCUGCUCCCCCUCUCCCUCCAGCUGGGUGGUUGCUGCUGAGCCUGGGCACGAGCAGAGCGUCUGGUGGGCGAGGAGCCGACCGACCCCUCUGUCCUCUAGGGAUGUUGGGGCAAGCUCUCGUCCUCACACUCCUGCUCCUCAAGGGGAAUCAGGGCCAAGAAUCCCUAGAUUCUCCUGAACGCGUGGUCGGACUCUCAGGAAACCAACUCUCGUUACUGCCUCCCAGGACACAGACAAAGCACAUAAACUCUGCUCAAUGGAAGAUGCAGAAGCACUCAAGUUCAAAAUUUUCCGUGAUAGUGAUUUGGAAGAAUGGGUCUGAAACUUGGACUUUUAAUCAUCUCAAAAAGACAUUCAAUUUUAUAAAAAGGAAUUUAACUCUUCUCAUCAAAACAGCUCAGCAGGACGACAGUGGCCUCUACCUCCUGGAGGUGACUGAUGACAGUGGGAGAGUUAAGAAUCACCAGUUCCAGGUUUCUGUAUUUGAUCAUGUAGGGACACUUGAAAUAGUGGAGGAGAGGAAGGUCCUGGACGGAGGGAGAUGCCAAGUGUCUCUGUCCUGCUCGGUCUCCAGAGGUGGUAAUGUGAGCUAUGUUUGGUAUAGAGGGAGCAAGUUGAUCCAGACACCAAGCAAUCUCAGCAAACUGGAGGAACAGAUUGAUGUCAAUGCCUUGGACAUAUACACCUGCAAUGUCAGCAACCCAGUCAGCUGGGUAAACCACACCUUCACCCAGAGCUGUCGGAGUGUUGACAAGCAAUACACCUCUGUGAACUUUACGAUGAUCAUUGUGAUUUUUCUAAUCACGCUGUUCCUGGGUGCCCUCACCUGCUUCUGUGUGUGGAGGAGGAGGAGGAAGCAGUCAGAGACCAGCCGAGGGGAAAUUCUGACAGUUUAUGAAGACGUCAACACCGUGCAAAACAGGAGUAAUCAGAGGCGUAAUCCCCCUGGAGAAGGAAGCACCAUCUACUCCGAAAUCCAGUCCCAGUCUUCUGCUCCUACAUCACAAGGAACAAAUACGUUAUAUGCAUUGGUACAGCCUUCCCGGAAGUCUGAGUCCAAGAAGAAGAACCAGAGCUCUUCCUCCAGUUAUACCAUCUACGAAGAGGUUGGAAAGAGACAACUCAAAGCCCAGAACCCUGCACGACUGAGCCGCAGGGAGCUGGAGAACUUCUGCAUAUAUUCCUAGCUGCUGCAGCUGUUCUCUCUUACAUCCCAGCAUUGCUUUGGGAAUCAGCGCCAUGGAUGACACCACAUGAGUCUACAGAAUGGUGCACAGUCUAGAGAGGACAUGGGACUUCGUUCAUAGUCUAUGUCUUGUUUUGAAAAUGAUUGCUAAUAAGAGCAAGACUGUUAAAUAAUAUCUCUCAAUUUAUAGACUGGACGAGAAUGGGUAGACAGGUUGGUAGUUCAUAAAAGACCACAAAGCAAGUCCAGAGCCACACAGCAAGUUUAUCAAGUGCUAUGCAAAUGCAGGAUGCUGUUAUUAUUAGCAUCAAGAUCCCUUCCCCUGGUUUUCUAAUGUGUUACUCAUCUUUCCUCUUCUCUAAUCUGGAAUGACCACAUUUCUAGACCCUCCCCUUGCCCAGGCCCAUCUUCCAAAGAGGGAGGAAAGAUAAUGGCGACUCAGAGGAAGAGAAACAGCGCCCCCUCUGUGAGGAAGGACUGAGUAACUGUAAGCGGCUGGCUGCUCCUCCAAGGGGGCUGGGUCUGGGCUUUCCUCGAAUACAGAGGAAAAACUCCCCUACCGCAUAUUAAACCUUUACCUCUGGCCACUAGGUCACGAGGGAGAAUGGGCAGGAAUGAGAGUAGAUGGGGCAAAGCAAGCUGAUCUCU